AUGAAAAAUCAAUCCUCAAAGGCUUCUUCAUCCUCACAAACCAACAAAGCGACUCUAUAUAACCUGGAAAACAGACAAAGAGCAACAAUUAACGUUCUUCAAGAAAAGAAGAACAACCAAAAUUUGUUCAAAAUUGUUCCAGAUGAUGGAAGUGCUAUUGAUGGUAAUUGCGAAUAUGCCACCAAAGCGGAAUCCUCCCCUAACAGUGCUGGGGGAAUUUCAUUGAAUGAGUUGAAUUUAGUGCUCACGAAUUAUGCAAAUGCAAAGAAAGAAGCAGAGAAAGCUCAAGCGGAAAGGAAAACGCUUCAAAGCGAAAACCAGGAGCUAAAGUCUUUGCUCAGAGAAAUGAAAGAAUAA
Molecule: messenger RNA, 357 nt
Organism: Naegleria fowleri
Lineage: Eukaryota; Heterolobosea; Eutetramitea; Acrasida; Naegleriidae
Exons: 1
Coding region: 1-357 (118 amino acids)
Source: RefSeq, a predicted model, not a curated record